Messenger RNA from Tauraco erythrolophus (red-crested turaco), 894 nucleotides. NCBI's taxonomy places the organism in Eukaryota, Metazoa, Chordata, Aves, Musophagiformes, Musophagidae. The record is from RefSeq and is a predicted model, not a curated record.
AGCAGCACCCCCAGUAACGGCAACCAGAACAGCAGCAACGGGAAAAACGGUGACAACCAGGACCAGAGCAGCAACAACGGGCAACAGGGCAACAACGAGGAGACCAGCAACGAGAACAAUGGUGGCAACACCAGCCAGGGUGAAAAUGAGAACAAGGACAAGAACAAGGACGAGAGCCAGGGCGGCGACACCAGCACCGGCCAGGGCGGCGGCACCGGCGCCACACAGGACGACACCAACAACAACCAGGGCCAAGGCCACAAUACCUGGUGCAAUGAUGCAAACCAGGGCAACAGCCAGGACGGCGAUGGCACAAACCAGGGCAAUGACCAGGACAGCAACGGCACAAACCAGGGCAACAACCAGGACGGCGAUGGCACAAACCAGGGCAACGACCAGGGCACCGACACCGAGAACCAGGACAGUGACACCAAGAAGCAGGGCACCGACACCGAGAACCAGUCCAAGGAGGAUAACCAAAUAGACUCAUCAAGGAACACAAACCCACCACCACGCUCGACUUCCCUCGCUGCCGAGGAUGACAACUCUGUAGAGGACGGAGAAAACACCGGCGAGGAAGAGGCUGAGGCUGAAGAAGGCAGCGACACCUCCUCCUUCAAGGAGGAAAGAGAGAAGAGCGUUCCCUCCGUGCCGCGGGCGCCGGCGGAGAGCAGCCACUUCUUCGCCUACCUGGUGACCACGGCCAUGGUCGUGGCCGCCCUGUACGUGGCGUACCACAACAAGCGCAAGAUCAUUGCGUUUGCUCUGGAAGGAAAAAGAUCGAGAAGUGGUCGGCGGCCCAAAUCUGGCGAUUACCAGCGACUGGAUCAAAAGGUGGGAUCCACCCGGAGCGGGGCGGGCUGGGAGAGGGACCAGUCUGUGCUGAAAAUGUGA